GAUUUUGAAACCAGCAUGGCUGAUACAUUAUCUUAAUCUCAGUGUUCAUGGAUAUGUGGGGGUGGGUAUAUUCGCUUCUUUUUGUUUUCCUCCACAUAUUCUCUCUUUCUCCAUGCAUGGCUUCUGAUAUUCUCAAACAAGACAAAUUUCUUCACGUUCAGAAACCAGGAGAUGUUUUGGUUUCUGCAAAUGGAAUCUUCAAUGCUGGGUUUUACCCUGUUGGCGAAAAUGCAUUCUGCUUCUCCGUAUGGUUCAACAAUUCAACCGAUCCCAAUCGCACCGUUGUUUGGAUGGCCAACCGAGACCAACCGGUAAACGGAAUAGGCUCAAAGCUUGAGCUAUUGGGGAACGGAAAGCUUAUCUUGACCGACGCAGGCAGAAGAACAGAGUGGACUGUAGACAUUUUUGCAGCUUCCCCUGUUCAGCUAAAGCUUCUCAAUACUGGCAAUCUUGUUCUUCAACGUACUGAUAAUGAUGCCUUCCUCUGGCAAAGCUUUAAUUCUCCCACAGAUACCUUGCUCCCGGAUCAAGUAUUAACCAAAGACACUUACCUUAUUUCAUCAAGGAGUCGAAGCAACUACUUUUCUGGUAAUUAUAAGCUUUAUUUUGAUAAUGAUAAUGUCCUGCGCCUUCUCUACCAAGUCCCCAACAUAACCAGUGUCUAUUGGCCAGCUCCAUGGCGUCUUUCUUGGCAAAAGGGCAGUGACAGGUCUACAUAUAACAGCAGUCGAGUUGCUGUACUAAACUCCUCAGGUUAUUUCAGGUCAUCCGAUGCUUUGUGGUUUUGGGCGGCAGAUUCGGGAUCGGAGAUGGACUGUUACUUGGCAAUCCCUUAUUCAACCAUGUAGAGUUCAUGGCAUCUGUGGACAAAACAGCUUGUGCAAAUUUGAUCAUGUUUUGGGAAGUACAUGUUCUUGCUUACCAGGAUACAAGAUUCAGA
This is a messenger RNA of Rubroshorea leprosula, 940 nucleotides long. Lineage: Eukaryota; Viridiplantae; Streptophyta; Magnoliopsida; Malvales; Dipterocarpaceae. The record is from the annotation of a GenBank genome assembly.